This is a messenger RNA of Nerophis lumbriciformis (worm pipefish), 1197 nucleotides long. The record is from RefSeq and is a predicted model, not a curated record. Lineage: Eukaryota; Metazoa; Chordata; Actinopteri; Syngnathiformes; Syngnathidae.
AUGCGGAUCGUCAGACUAGCAUGCAUAAUCAUGGCCAGGGUCAGUACGUUAAGAUCCCUUCAGUUUGUGCUACUCCUGGCCGCUGCCCUGGCUGUGGUGGCAUUCUACUACUUUGGCUCAGAGAAUCAGAACUUCUCAAGCACUACCAGGAGGAUCAAGCUGUCUCAGGCAAACCACAAUGCCAACAGAAACAAUGCAGAUCUGACUUUAGAUACCAGGUUCUCCCAGCUUGAUGGAUCCGAGGAAAAAGAAACAGGAGAGAGCAAUGCUUUUCAAUCCAAAACACGUGGCGACGAGACUCAGGACCAACGCUACAAUAUUCUCAUGAUGUUCACAAAAGUGGACAAAAACCGUAGCCUCCAAGACAAGUUCAGAGUGGCCAUGUUAUCUAUGGUCAAGUAUGCACAGUUCCUGGAAGGAGAGGUCUUGGUGUUUCAUUUUGUGAGUGAUCCAGCCAGUAAAGAACUGGGAGAGAAGAUGCUUCAGGAAUUCCUCACAAAUGCAACGUUCAAGUAUGAGGUGUUGUUCCAUGACGUGGAAACUUUCACUCACAAGCUUUUCCCAAUUGUGGAAGCCUUGCAAAAACACUUCAGCGCUGGUUCCUGGGCUUAUUACAGUGAUGCCAUCUUCUUCCUGUCUGUAGCCAUGCAUCAUAUCUUGCCAGAAAAUUUGACGCGCAUUGUGCAGCUUGACCUGGAUCUGAAGUACAGGACCAACAUCAGGGACCUCUUUAAAGAAUUUAACCACUUUCCACCAGGAGCAGUACUUGGCAUCGCAAGGGAGAUGCAGCCUGUGUACAGACACACAUUCUGGCAAUACCGCAAGGAAAACCCUGAAACCAGAGUGGGUGACCCUCCGCCCGAGGGUCUCCCUGGCUUCAACAGCGGUGUGAUGCUGCUAGACCUCGCCGCGAUGAGGGCCUCAGCUCUCUACAACCAACUGCUGGAUACAAGAAAUGUGACCAAGCUAGCUGAUAAGUACAGCGUCAAGGGCCACCUCGGAGACCAGGACUUUUUCACCAUGAUCAGCAUGGAACACCCAGAACUGUUUUACUCCCUGGCCUGUGGUUGGAACCGGCAGUUGUGUACCUGGUGGAGGGACCAUGGCUACAGAGAUGUCUUUCAGUUGUAUUAUCGUUGUGAUGGACCUAUUUAUAUCUACCACGGGAACUGUAAUAGCCCCAUUCCAGAUGAUUAA